CUUCUACUAUAUGAAAUGGAACAAUCUGCACUCUUGUCUCAGAUGAUGAAACAGUGAAGCUGUGCAUGGACUGAUAAUGGUGGAUUGUAUACCACAGAAAACACUUUCUCUUGCCUAAGGUCAUCUUUUAAUGGGCCAUGGCACACCUUGGAGGUGCGUCUGUUUUGGUGUUUCUGACCUUCCUAAGCAGCAUAGACUCAAUGGAGAACUGCACGAACAACACAGAUUUUCCAUCUUUGGUCAACUUUACUCAGAUUCCCGGGCAGGGCACUGAAAAGUUUGUAGGUUCACUGGAGCCUUUGUACAAUUUUGCAAGGGUCUUUUUGGAGGCAGUUCAGCCAAGCAAAUUUCCAUUAGAGCUUGCCAUUAAUGCUUCAAGAAAUGCACAGCUGAACACAUCUUCGCUUGUGGAAUAUGAGGCAGGUUAUGUGGUCUGUCUCAUACUGGCCAUCCUCUAUGUUCUCAUAAUGGCAGUUUGGGGUGGAGUGCUUGCUUGGAAUUAUUUCCGUCAGAAAAAGUUUCCGUCAAAUAAUCCCUCAACAUCAUCCUCAACAUGGCCCUACACGGACAUCACUGUGGCAACAUGCCUUGCAGUUGUUGCCAUUUUAUUGUUAACUGGAGUGAUUCUGGCCUUCACAACAAACGACAAGGUGCGUGAAAACAUGAGACCCAGCUUGCAUCAACUCAUGAUUGAUAUAAAAAAGGCUGAUGAAAUCUUCAAGGUGAUCCCAGAGAAUAUAAGAAGAGCUAUUGAUGAAUUUUCCAUUCCCAAAGGAGAGAUCACCAAGACAUUAAAUGGAACGGGAAAUGUAAUUGGUGAAACUCUCAUCUCAACUUUUGGCAGAGAUGUUCACGAUGCUCUCUCUGCGCUAUCGGUAUCAAUUCAAGAUGUCAGAGGGGCCUUAACCAACCUGGAGGAAAUGGAAAUGAAAAGAAAAGACCUACAGGCUCACCACGUAGACCUUCAACAAGGACUGCAAGCCAUCCAGUCUCAAAUUCAGAAUAUUAGAAAUAGUUGUUCGACCUGUAAUGUCCCAGAUGCUAGCAACCUGGAAACAGUGGCUAACUACAACCAGAUCCCAAGUGUGCAACUACAACUUGACAAGCUGAAUGAACCCUCUAGUAUACUAGCAACAGAUAUUGUGAGAAAGGGAAAUAUGUCCUUCUAUUCUAUUCCACAAACAUGUAGCAGACAGCUAGAGCCAACAAUAGCAGAAAUUGAAGAAGACUUGGAGAAAUCUAAGGAGUAUUUGAGAAAUUGUAGUCGUCGGAUUCCCACUUUGAAAUCUCUUUCAAAUUCAGUGUCAAGUGUCAGGCGAGCGGUGGAUCAGUACUGGAAAUAUGUGGAUUACUAUGAUUAUGUCAGGUGGGCAGUGGCCAUUGUAUUUUGCACUCUGAUUUUGAUCAUAGUGAUUCUGAUGAUUGUCGCACUUUGCCUUGGAUUGCCAAUUGAAUAUUCUCCCACCCUCUACUCCUCCUUCACCAAAGAUCGAUUUAACCACACAGCUGUCUGCCUGCUCAGAAGUGCCACUGUGAUGACCUUUGUCUUCUCCUGGCUGUUCCUCAUCCUAUUGGUCAUCACCCUGUUCAUUGGUGGAAAUGCUUACACCCUCGGAUGCCGUAGCUGGAAUAGAGGGGAACUUUUUGAGUUUUUUGACCAGAGCGAAAAGCCUAUCAUCCCAGGCUACAACACGUCCAAUGAAAUCAACUCCACUCAACUCACAAACGCCACCCAAGCUUUUAAUGCCAGCCAAGAACUCAACAUCACUCAAGGGAUCCGCGUCAAGACUUCCGUGAUGUACCACGGCUGUAUGAAAGGAGAGUCUCUUUUCUACAGCAUGCGCAUGCAUGAAGUUUUCAACAUGGAUGCGUUUCUAAACGCCAGCAGGUACCUAGGGGUAUUUAAUCAAAGCUUCCAUACCCUGAAUGUUAACCUUGGUAGUAUCACUCUUCUACCUCGUGAAGGCAGACAGGCCUUGAACAAAUUCAAGAACAGCACACUGGGUCAGAUUGAUUAUGAUGCACUUCUAGACCUGCUGAGUCAACCUGUGGUGAGUACUGACCUCAAUGAUUUUGCUGAUCAACUGGAUGAGGCUGCACAACUGCAAGAAAAUACAACAGUUAAGGAGGACUUGGAGAAAGUGGCAAAGAUGACAAGAAAUCUAACUGAGAUUGUUGCACUUCAGGAAUCAAACGCAAAAGCAAUGAAAAUCAGUGUCAACGCUGUGAAGACGAUCAGUCAGCAGUAUCAGGGUAAUGCAGAUCGGGCCCUGAAUAGCACCACCAAGACAGAUGAAGCAAUAAUCUCACAGACUCCAUACAUUGUGGGAAAUGUGUCACAGUGUGUGCUGAAGAAAGCAGAGCUCUAUCUUUUAAAGUACCUUGCUUGGGUUCGCAAUGCGGUCAUAAAUGAGAUUUUGGAUUGUAAAUGGCUUCCUGUGUCAGUGGACAAUAUCUACAGAGCAGCAUGUGUCCAUAUAAUUGAUCCUUGGAAUGCAUUCUGGCUGUGUUUAGGUUGGUGUUGUGCAUUCUUGGUCCUUGGGGUAAUUCUCAGUAUACACACGGCCAGGCACUGGCAGGCUGUGCCUAAGUCCCUCAGCACUGUCACUUUUAAGGAUUUUGAUUAUUGCCAUGAAAUAACUAAACCUGGCAUGGGCCUAAAGGAAACUGAAGACUUUUACCAUGAAUAUGGCAGGGAUGACGACUACAAAGGCAAAGAAUGUGAAGACACUUAAAUGCUGUAUUUAGUUUUGUCUGGAAUCAGUUCAAUUGUCUAGAACUUUUGUGCUAUUGUCUAGACUAGAUUAAAUGAUAAUGUUGAAGGUUACUCUGUUGUUUGUUAGUUUCCUCUGGUGUUGGAAUAUUCUAUACAAAUAAUUUAAAUAAAGGGAAUUUAAAUUAAAUUUAAAGUGUGAGUUUAAUUGUCAGAAAGUUUAACAAAAAUGAUACAGUGACACUGUGAACAACAUAAAAUUGUUUCCAUACUGUGAACAAUAAAGGACAAACUUUAAAAGAGACCGCUUGCUGAAAAAUGCAUGGUGAACCUCUUCUCAUUAA
Alosa sapidissima (American shad) is the source of this 3057-nucleotide messenger RNA. Its product is annotated as prominin-2-like. The record is from RefSeq and is a predicted model, not a curated record. Gene Ontology annotation, cellular component: microvillus; apical plasma membrane; cilium. Bases 138 to 2735 code for a protein of 865 amino acids. NCBI's taxonomy places the organism in Eukaryota, Metazoa, Chordata, Actinopteri, Clupeiformes, Clupeidae. The transcript has 25 exons. Gene Ontology annotation, molecular function: cholesterol binding.